This is a messenger RNA of Giardia duodenalis, 450 nucleotides long. RefSeq names its product Ribosomal protein L27a. Gene Ontology annotation, cellular component: cytosolic large ribosomal subunit; ribosome. The record is from RefSeq and is a predicted model, not a curated record. Lineage: Eukaryota; Fornicata; Diplomonadida; Hexamitidae. The coding region runs from base 1 to 450 and encodes 149 amino acids. Gene Ontology annotation, biological process: translation. The transcript has a single exon. Gene Ontology annotation, molecular function: structural constituent of ribosome.
AUGCCGACCAGAAUCAGGAAGUCACGCAAGCGCCGCGGCCACCGCCAGAUGGGUUACGGUAGAGUCGGCGGACACAGAAAGCACCCCAGCGGCCGAGGGAAGGCCGGCGGUCUGCAGCACAAGCGCACGAGCUUCGACAAGUACCAUCCCGGUUACUUCGGGAAGCUUGGCAUGAGGAACUACCAUGUCCGUAGGAACAUAGAAUACAACCCCACAAUUAAUAUCGACAAGAUUUGGUCCCUAAUUCCUGAGGAGCAGCGCGACGGGUUCCUGCAGCGCAAAUCGACAACAGAGGCGCCGGUCGUCGACGUGACCCGCUUCGGCUUCUUCAAGGUGCUCGGCCGCGGGUCUCUUCCUCAGUGCCCGAUAAUUAUCAAGGCGAGGUACUUCAGCUCCGACGCCGAGAAGAAGCUCCGCGAGGUCGGCGGCGUCCCGCUUCUGGUGCCCUAG